AUGAAAGAUAUUUUAUUUAAUGGAAAUCCGCCUAAUAGUAAUGAAGAAACUAAUGCUGAUGAAAAAUAUGAGGACAUACGUUUAAUCAAAACGCAUAUGCAGACAUCGCAAAGAAAAAAGAAUGAAAGCCCUGAAUUGAAUGACGGUGUAGUUAAAUUGUUGGAACAAUAA
This is a messenger RNA of Diversispora eburnea, 171 nucleotides long. Lineage: Eukaryota; Fungi; Glomeromycota; Glomeromycetes; Diversisporales; Diversisporaceae. The record is from the annotation of a GenBank genome assembly.